CUACUUCCCGCCUAGCCAGGGCUCACUUUGCAAGCGCCCCCCCUUCUCCGGGGGCGGGGAGGGAAGAGAGAAAAGAAGACUGGGAACGAUCCCAGUUCCGUGGAGACUGGCAGGAACCCACAACGACCUUCAUUCAAAGCGUGCGGCUGAAAGGAGAAGGGCUCUCAAAAUCUGGGUUGCGCUGCCGAGGGUGGCGGUGGCGGGGUGGUUCAGAGGCCUGUCGGCCCCACGGGGGUUCGUUCGGAAGCCCCCCAGCAGAUUCUGAGCGCAGGAACUGGGGGAUCUCGAGAUGGGGUCGAGAGACCGAUGGCCUGCCACACGGAAGAGAAGGGUAGUGGCCGAUCCAAGCCCUUAGGAACGCCAUCCUCAUCGGUGGCGCAUCUCGUGGCAGAAGGGCACCAUUGAUUUCUCUGAUCAUGCGCCCCGACACUUGUAUGCCUCCUGUCUCCCAGGACUGUUCCUUUGCAAGGAAGGUGUGCAUCCAGUUGCUGCUCCUGAGUUUUCUCCUGCCCACCUGGUUAGGUGCUGUGGAAAUCAAGGUCUCCGAAGAGCCUGUGGUCGCCCUUGUUGGCCAUGAUGCAAUCCUGCACUGUUCCUUCUCACCGGAUGCCAAUUUUAGUCUGGAUGAUCUCAGCCUCAUCUGGCAGCUGACAGAUACCAAACAGCUGGUGCAUAGCUUUGCGGAGGGUCGGGACCAGCUGGCGUACCAAGGGAGCAGUUAUGCCAACCGCACUGCCCUCUUCUAUGAUCAGCUGGCCCAAGGCAACAUGUCCCUGCUGCUGCGCCACGUGCAGAUUUCAGAUGAAGGGAGCUUCACCUGCUUCGUCAGAGUUCGGGACUUCAGCAGUGCAGCUGUUACUCUACAAAUGGCAGCUGCCUACUCCAAGCCCAACCUGAACUUGGAACCCAACAAGAACUUGAAGCCGGGUGACCUGGUCACAGUGACAUGCCACAGCUUUUCUGGGUACCCUGAAGCUGUCGUGCUCUGGCAAGAUGGCCACGGCCACAACAUCACUGACAACAUCACCACCUCCCAGGUGGCCAAUGAGCAGGGUCUCUUUGAUGUCCAGAGCAUCCUGCGGGUGGUACUUGAACCUAACAGCACCUACAGUUGCCUGAUAAAGAAUUCUUUGCUUCGCCAGGAGACCCACGCUUCUGUCACCAUCACAGGACAACACCUUCUGUUUCCAGCAGUAGCACUCUGGGUCACAGUGGGGUUGUCGAUCUGCCUUGUCAUCCUCCUGGUCAUCCUCGCAUAUGUGUGCCAGAAGAAAAUCCGGAAAAGUUGCAAAGAGGAGAAAGAGAAUGCUCGUAAUUGUUACUUGCGUGUAGACUUGCUCUGUCUUGAUGCAUACUUCCUUUUCGACUUCCCUUCUCCCUGCCCCCCACCCUGACAUUUCUAGGGCUGCGUGGUGCUUUGAAUUUGAAAGCAAAAAGAUGCUUCAAGGGGAUGGGAAGGUAGCACCUGUCUGCAACUCUUUAAA
Messenger RNA from Python bivittatus (Burmese python), 1484 nucleotides. The record is from RefSeq and is a predicted model, not a curated record. Lineage: Eukaryota; Metazoa; Chordata; Lepidosauria; Squamata; Pythonidae.